Molecule: messenger RNA, 3569 nt
Organism: Esox lucius (northern pike)
Lineage: Eukaryota; Metazoa; Chordata; Actinopteri; Esociformes; Esocidae
Product: venom phosphodiesterase 1
Exons: 25
Coding region: 735-3335 (866 amino acids)
Biological process (GO): nucleoside triphosphate catabolic process
Molecular function (GO): nucleoside triphosphate diphosphatase activity; metal ion binding; nucleic acid binding
Source: RefSeq, a predicted model, not a curated record
GGUUCUUUUAGAUGUAGUUCACAGUGGCUUUGCAAAUAAUUUACAAGGCAUUAUUAAGGCUUUUAACAGACUGCUUUCAUCAAGUCAUUAAGCAUAUUGGAAAAUCAAGCGUAAUAUCCAGGAAAUUAUAGUAAUCUCAUUAAUCUCAUUAAUACUCCUUUUGGAGAAAGUUAUUGUUAGAUUAGUGAUGACGUUCAAGGUUGUACUACACUAUCAUUGUUGGUAAAUGAAAUCCUUUUACUGUAUAAAGCCCUUGGGUUUUUCCAAUAAUGUACUGAUUACCUUCCACUUAAAGCUAUCAAACAGUGAGUCAGAUAUAUUAUCAGGUGGAGAGAUACUCUACAAAUGAGGAGCCACAUAACAGAAAUAGCAGUAAUAUAUAUAGACUUCUACUAAACUGAAAAAAAUACAGACUUUGUUUUCAUUGUUGGAUUAGGCCAUGUAGGGCUAGUUUCACAGACACACAGAUCAAGCCUCACAUUUUUGCCAUAUAAAAGAAAACUUUGGAUUUACUACUAUCUAUCAGAUCUGAAGAUUGUAAAAUCAGAGUCGUAAAGGUUUGGUCUACUUUCCUUGUAAAUCAUUAGCUUCUACUUUUAACCUGCAAACCACUGAACACGUUAAAAAGCUGUCAAUUGCUCUUGUUCAUUUAACGGGGUAGAAACGUGGAUUCCAGUCUCCUUCCCAACAAGUUACUUUCACACACUCAGACUGAAAUAAAACAGAUUUCAAGUAUGGACAUCAGCAAGGAGUUGCGAAAAAGAAAGAAUAUAAUUAUCGGUGCUUUGGCUAUCUCCAUUGUCAUCAUCAUCCUGGGGCUUGGACUGGGGCUCGGAAUGCAAGUACGAGACUGUCAAAACAAAGUGAUUCCCAGUAACUGUAGGAACAGAUGCUACGAGCCCUUUGACGACCAGACAUCAGGCUGUCGCUGUGACAUGCAGUGUGUCACCAACAACAACUGUUGCUAUGAUUUCCAGGACAUCUGUCUCCUGCCAACUCAACAAUGGGAGUGUACGAAACUGCGCUGUGGAGAAAAGAGGUUGACGAAGAGCAGAUGUCACUGCUCUGAUGACUGCAUGGAACAUGGGGACUGUUGCACCAACUUCAAACAUGUCUGUCAAGGAGAAACCGAAUGGGUGGCUGAUAAAUGUGUGGAUCUGGCGAGGCCAAACUGUACAGCGAGCUUUAAAAAGCAGCCUUUGCUCCUCAUCUCACUGGACGGCUUGAGAGCAGAAUAUCAACAAACAUGGAGUCAUCUGAUCCCUGUCUUAGACAAACUGAGAACCUGUGGCACCUCUGCUCCUUUCAUGCAGCCUGUGUUCCCAAGCAAGACCUUCCCCAAUCACUACACAAUAGUCACGGGUAUGUACACCGAGUCCCACGGUCUGAUUGACAACAACAUGUACGACCCUGUGUUUGAUGCUUCCUUUAGUCUCUCCAACGAAGAGAAGUCCAACCCAAGAUGGUACCUGGGUCAGCCUAUCUGGCACACUGCAAGUUACCAAGGACUGAAAUCUGGAACCUAUUUCUGGCCAGGCUCAGAUGUCAAAAUCAAUGGUAGUUUCCCGGACAUCAGCGUAGAGUUUAACAGCAAAAUACCUUUUGAGGAAAGGGUCUUCUCAAUCCUGAAGUGGCUACAGUUGCCAGAGAAAGAGAGGCCAGAUUUCUUCACUUUGUACCUGGAGGAGCCAGACAAGUCAGGACACUCCUUUGGUCCCGUCAGUGGAGGGUUGAUCGAGGCUCUGAUAGGAGUGGACAAGAUCAUUGGACAACUGAUGAAUGGACUCAAACAGUUGAACCUGCAUAACUGUAUCAACAUAAUUAUAAUAGCUGACCAUGGUAUGGAGGAUACAAGUUGUGACAGGAAGGAAGUCCUCCAGGAUCUCCUCCAGGUGGAUGACGUUAGUCAUUUAUACGUCUACCAAGGACCAUUUGGACGAAUUAGAUCAGAUAAAAAAAAUCAACCAUUGGACUCGGCUAGCCUGGUAGCCAACAUGACGUGCAAAAAGAACGAUCAGAAGAUCAAAGCUUACCUGAAGAACAAUCUGCCCAAACGGUUUCACUACGCAAACAGUAGACGGAUCGAGGACGUCAGUGUGUUAGUUAAUCCAGGAUGGCUGUUCGAGAGGUUCCCGGGGUCUUUGACCUUUUGUGCAGGUGCAGAUCAUGGGUAUGACAAUGAUGAUCCUGACAUGCAUGCCAUGUUCUUAAGCUAUGGACCCAAGUUUCAUUACAAAACCGAAAUAGAACCAUUCUCCAACAUUGAGCUCUACAAUCUCAUGUGUGAUGUGUUGGAGAUCUCCCCGUCCCCUAACAAUGGAAGCCAUGGCAGUAUGAACCAUCUCCUGAGAACUCCUUGGUAUUUUCCUACCCACCCUGCCGAGGAGACAAACCCUGGGCAGUGCCCUCUGGUGACACUUGACCCUGUUGAUUCCCUGAACUGCACAUGCUCCUCCUUGAAUGGAACAAAUCCAAAUAGUCGUCUCAAUCUUACAGCAGUUGAAGUGGCUGCUGCUGAGCGGAAGCACACUUUGUUUGGCAGACCAAAAAUGUUGCAACCCACUGAAGACUACUGCCUACUGUAUCAUCAUGGCUUUGUCAACGCCUAUAGCAAGAGAUCACUGAUGCCAGUAUGGAACUCAUUCACCGUGGAAAAACCUGAGAACACUGACACCUUACCGGGAGUGACUCCAGAUUGCCUGAGGGCUGAUGUCCGCAUCCCUGCCAAAAAAAGUCCCAGAUGUGACCAAUAUGACAAAGCUGGGAACAUUACCCACGGUUUCCUCUACCCUCCCAAUCUGCAAAAGGCAGGAGAGGAGGAGUAUGACGGCCUGUUGAUGAGCAAUGUUGUUCCAAUGUUCCCUGAAUUCAAGAGGAUCUGGGAUUACUUCCAGUCUACAUUGCUGAAGAAAUAUGCCAGACAGUACAAUGGCAUUAAUGUGGUGACAGGCCCAGCAUUUGAUUACAACUAUGAUGGCCAGUUUGAUUCUCAAGACCAAAUACAACAGUUUGUAGCAGAUACAAAUAUUCCAAUCCCAACCCAUUACUUUGCAGUCCUCACAAGCUGUAAGGACUCACAACCAGUCAGCAGCUGUAACAAUGAACUCCAGACCGUUUCCUUCUUGAUACCACACAGAUGGGACAACUCAGAGAACUGUAAUAGCCGUGACACUGCAUCUCUUUGGGUCGAAGACCACCUGUGGUUUCACCAAUCACGUGUCAGAGAUGUAGAGUGGAUCACUGGAUUAGAUUUCUAUCAGGGAAGCACCAGGCCUAUCUCAGAACUUCUACGGAUAAAGACGCGCCCCACUGCUGCCAUUCACAGAAGGCCUUGAAAUGAUCUUUAAUAUGCAUUUAAUUUAUACAUAAACAUAAAUAUUAAAUAGCAAAUGUUUGAAACAGCAAUGAAAAAAAUACUAAAUUGUAACAAAAAGAGACUUGACAGCCUGUAACUAAAGUAACUAAACAGACUUCCUUUUUGUUUUGCCUGUGUUCCGAUACAUUAACUAAACAGACUUCCUUUUUGUUUUGCCUGUGUUCCUAUACAUUAACUAAACAGACUGCCUUUU